CAGCGUUAUGUCAAGAGGACGUUCGUUUUUCGCGACGUCGUACACACUGACUGCAGGGACAGCCCGGCGGAUACUGCUGUUCAAUGUCUUUUCAGGGAUAAAACGCCUUUUUUCCUUUUGUGGAAAAUGUUUGUUGAGGAUGAGGCUUGAGUGAACUGAAGGGAUGCCGGCCCGAUGGCUCGUCGACACCUCCGUGUUCCGCCUGAGCAGGGGCGGGAACCUAUAUCACAGACAGAGACAAAGGCAGCCAUCACAGCAGGUGCUGCUCCCCCAGGCUCAUGUGAUGAGACCCCUGAGCAGGGCUGUUGGGUAUCUUCGUUGGAAGCAGGUGCGAAUCUCACGAGGUGGGGUGCUCAAGAGCCGGGUCUUCAGGGCACGUCAGCUCCCUCACGGAUUGGGUCUGAGUUCUAGUGUAUCCUUGCUGAGCACCUCUGCGCCCUGUCGACAUGCCGAUCCCCCGAGUCCUGGCCGGUCACGCCUCCGGAGCACGCUGGACACUGUCUCCCGAGCUGUCAGCGACACACACACGGACCUUCUUUCCAAGUUUGCACGCUUAAAACUAAAAACAACUCAGAUGGCUCCCCAAGCAGAAGCCGAGUGUCCGGGGGCUGACCCUACCCCUGCUUCUACAAAGGACCCCAUGGCUAGAAGCCAGUCCCCAAAGGUCCCAGCCCAAGUCAAUGGGAUUGCAGCGGCACCUCUGACAAAAGAAAGAAGGGAGACCCACACCGGUGACAGCGCUACCGAUGAGACCGUGGGGCUGUUUCAUCCAGGAAAGUUUCCUGCCAGUCUGGACCAAACCUACAAUUACCUUGCCCACCAUGUAAACACAUACUUUGGGAGCGCUGUGAAGGCUGACCAUGAUGAUGUUAAAGCUGAUGGCCAAACGGAUCGUAGCGUUCCUGUCCUAAUGCCUCCGUCCGACAAGGUGCCCCUGGAGGCAAGCUCUGUUUCUCCUCCUUCUGCCACCGAUGCGUCUCCCUCAAGCAGCCCUGUAUCCCCCAAGAAAGGGAUUGGGCAGUACUUGUCCUACCCUGGACACAGUGUGCAGGCUUUUGUGGGCAGCUACAUCGCCCCGCUGGUGCCCAAAUUCCGGCCUGAUUCCAAAGGUGCUGUGGCAGUGAAGAACAAGCCCUCUGUGGGGGAGGAGACCCAUCCAAAUCAGGGGGAUUUGACUGAGUCCAAGGAACAGAAGGCAGCCGAGGAGAAAGCCAGACGACUGCUGCUCCAGCGGGAAAAGAUCAUUGCCAGGGUGAGCGUGGACAACAGAACCAGGGCGCUGGUCCAGGCCUUGCAGAGGGCCUCGGACGUGAAGCUUUACAUCAGCAGGGUGGAGGACUUGAGCUAUCAUCUGCUGGAAUUCCCAGAGACGAGGGCAGUGGCUAUCAAGGAGGAGGUGAUCCCUUGUCUGCUCCGCCUCCGCCAGGCAGGAGACCCUACGCUGCAGGCUGCUGUGAGGGAGGCCCUCUCCUUGGUGGGAUACACAGACCCCGUCAAGGGCUGGGGGAUACGGGUGCUAUCCAUCGAUGGAGGUGGAACAAGGGGCGUGGUGGCCCUCAAGACGCUGCAGCGGUUAGAGGAGCUGACAGGGAAGCCCACUUGCCAGCUGUUUGACUACAUCUGUGGGGUUAGCACAGGGGCCAUCUUGGCCUUCAUGCUGGGUGUGUACCAGAUGCCCCUGGAGCAGUGUGAAGAGCUGUACCGGCGCCUUGGCUCUGAUGUCUUCAAGCAGAAUGUUGUCGUUGGCGCUGUGAAGAUGGGUUGGAGCCAUGCCUUCUAUGACAGCGAGGUCUGGGAGUCCAUCCUCAAAGAUCAAAUGGGGUCUGAUAUUAUGGUGGAAACAUCGAGAAACCCGGACUGCCCCAAGGUGGCGGCCGUGAGCACGAUAGUGAACCGAGGCACACCGCUCAAGGCGUACGUGUUCAGGAACUACAACCUCCUGCCAGGGGUGCGCUCCCAUUACCUCGGAGGGUGUCACCACAAGCUGUGGCAAGCUAUCCGGGCCUCAUCUGCUGCACCUGGGUACUUCCAGGAGUUUGUCUUGGGGAAUGACCUGCAUCAGGACGGCGGGCUGCUAGUGAAUAACCCCACAGCAGUGGCGCUGCACGAGAGCCAGUGCCUGUGGCCCAGCACUCCGGUGCAGUGCGUGGUCUCCCUAGGCACAGGCCGCUUUGAGAGUGCCGGUCGCCACGGCGCCACACACACCAGCCUGAGGACCAAGUUGAGCCAUGUCAUCAGCAGUGCCACAGACACUGAGGAGGUCCACACCAUGCUGGAUGCCCUCCUCCCCCUCAACACCUACUUCCGCUUCAACCCGUGCCUGAGGGAGGACAUUCCGCUGGACGAGCGACGACGGGAGCGGCUAGCGCUGCUACAGGCCGAAGGUCUGCAAUACCUGGAGCGCAACGAGCAUAAGCUGCGACGGGCAGCCGCCGUGCUGCAGCACACCAAGAGCACCCCCCAAAGGCUGGCCGAGUGGGCUAGGCUCAAAAGGGACAUGUACCAAGGCCUUCCCUUUCUCUCCGGACCCAAACGUCUGUGAAAUGAGGGAGGCGGACCAAGGGGUACAACAACAAAUAGAAGGGCACAGAUAAGCAGAUCAUACAUCCUUGCGGCUGAAAACGUGCAGCUCAGAAUUUAAAGCAUGGUUUCUCUCACUGAGGUUUGCAUCCACGUUGCAGUCUUUUACCAGUACUGUUGUUAGGACAUUGUGGCAGGCUCCAAGCUCAGAUAGGAUGUGUCCACUAAGAAUCAGAUUCUGAAAUUCAACAGUUGCUACUUGAAUAGUUAAGAGUACUGCACAGUGACUGAUUGUGUGUCAUACCUGACUGCACAAGAAACACAUUUUAUUGCUCACGUUCAGGCUUGUCAUUUUUAUACAAUUUCUGCUGUAACUGCACCGUCCCCUCUCUCUAUGGGUUUGUUAUAUACUUAUGCUCUUAUCCAGCAUGAGUUUGAUUUAAGUGUAUGUUAUUGUCCACUGAGAUGAAGACAGAACUAGUAUAUUAAACCGCUAAUCACCUCCCAUGUGCCAUUUUACCUCAUUUACAUUUUUUAUUCAUAGCUUUUCUUUAAAUGUGUGGCAUACGGAAAAAAGUAGACACGUCUGUGGUAAUGUGCGUUGCGUUACAAAAUUCUGUAUUACUUGAAUAAUUGUUCAUCGGGAACUGAAAUUUCACUCUUUCUGGUUCUUUUGUUUUCUAUCCUUUUAUUACCCAUUUGCGGCUAAUGACUGGUGAAUGUGUCAGAUUUCAAUUCAAUACGUAUAAAGGAUGAGUGAUCGUUAAAAUUAGCUUUGCUCUUGUACUUACAGGAAUGAUUACAUAUUACUACAGUAAUAUGUAGACAUUUGAAUAUUAAUACCUGAAUAUCAAUAUUGUAGCUCUCGUAUUUGCAAAGGCGAUGCUGUAUAUUUUAUAAGUAAUUAUACAUACAUUUACAAGAUUAUGUUAAACAUUUCCUGCCCUUUAACAGACUUGAGUGGGUUUUUUUAUUUACAUGAAACAGGUUCACUAGUUCACAGAGACCCUGUAUGGAAAGAGAGAGUUUGUGAGAUGAUUUUUAAAUAACUUUUUACUGUCUGUCUUGCACUGCCCUCUUUGUGGCUAUAAAUUGGUUUGUUCGAUUACCUGACUGCAGUCUCUCCUUUAGGUAAAGAUUAAUGCUUCAAAAUUACCAUCUCUCCUGUGUAGGAUGCUGAUUUCCUUGAACUAUAAACAAUUACAUGUGGCUGUUGACGUGCGAUGGCUGUAACAAUCAACAGAUGGACGCUGUGUGAUGAGAAAAUUAAUAAUGGAAGCAUGUGCUGUUAUUAUACACCACUGGUUUGCUCCACUCAACCAGUUGCUCCUGUGUAAAGAGUGUUUGUGUACCAUGCUGUCACACAAAAACAUUGAAACUUUUUGUCCCCGUGCACCACUGUCUCUCAGCCUCUUGCUUAUGACCAUUUACAGUUUCUUAUUGACAGGUCUGAUUACGGAGACCUGAACUGUUUCACAGUUGCAAAUGUAUCUAUGGAAUAUGCUCAGUAUAUUGGUUCCCACACAGCACUAUGGAAUAACAGAAUUAAUGAGUUCUGUCUGAACUGGUUUCCAUGGUUGCAACCGGUCAUUUACCAUCCUCACCGGCAUCACUGACAGCUCUGUGCCCUUUAACCAGCACCCGCACCAUCACAGGCUGGUUGCCGUGGUUGCAAGUAGGCAAAUUGCUCCUUCACGUGGCUCCAGUUGCAGACACAUGUACAUCCUCAGAAUAAAUUGGUGCAGUUUGGUUUUGUGAACAUGACAAACACAUUGAAAUAAAAGA
Molecule: messenger RNA, 4305 nt
Organism: Scleropages formosus (Asian bonytongue)
Lineage: Eukaryota; Metazoa; Chordata; Actinopteri; Osteoglossiformes; Osteoglossidae
Gene: pnpla8
Product: patatin-like phospholipase domain containing 8
Exons: 10
Coding region: 164-2542 (792 amino acids)
Biological process (GO): arachidonate metabolic process
Cellular component (GO): membrane
Source: RefSeq, a predicted model, not a curated record